Messenger RNA from Periophthalmus magnuspinnatus, 3611 nucleotides. It is a transcript of the gene smtnb, whose product is annotated as smoothelin b. The record is from RefSeq and is a predicted model, not a curated record. Gene Ontology annotation, cellular component: filamentous actin; microtubule organizing center. Gene Ontology annotation, molecular function: protein binding. Lineage: Eukaryota; Metazoa; Chordata; Actinopteri; Gobiiformes; Gobiidae. The transcript is spliced from 20 exons. Gene Ontology annotation, biological process: actin cytoskeleton organization. Bases 300 to 3458 code for a protein of 1052 amino acids.
GUUCAAAAAGCCGCUAACGUCCCGUGAAAAAGUGGUGUCCCACCGUGUGUGUAUGUGCGCGCGCGGUGUGCCGCUGAAACCAGGACAAGCAAACUCAAAUAUGUGCCUAAUGAGCGGAACGACUUCUUUUGAGUAAUUUUUGGUGAGUUUGAGUGGUAGCCUCGUUCAGAGCUGAUCCAAGAGGACAAAAGGCAUCUCAGGAGAAGAGGAGCCACAGGUGGAGCACGCUGCUGCUGACUCGGCGACACAAGGCUUUUGACACACUUUUUGACUAAGCAGUGGGUCUAGCGCUAUUCAACAUGUCCGUGGAGAGUUAUUCAUCGCUGGACGAGUCUUCUCUCCGAGCCUUGCUGGAUGGGACCACAGACCUAGACGAGCGACGGCUGAUCCGCUCAGCCAUACGUGAACUGAGGAGGAGGGAGAUCCAGGACAUGGAGGCUGCCCUAGCCUCCAAGAGGUUCAGACCCACCAGAGCACCCCCUCAGGAGGACAAGGAGAACCACAGGGAGAACCACAGGGAGAAAGUCCAGCAGCACAUGCCUGGCAGUAAUGCACUGGACCUCCUCUCUCAGAAGCUACAGGGCAUCAGGGACAUCGAGGAGCUAACAAAGAUGCUGCGUUCUGCCGGAGAGUACGAGGAGAGGAAGAUGAUCCGAGCGGCCAUCAGACAAAUCAGAGAGGAGCAACAGCAAGGCUCGGAGGACGGAUGCAGAUCAGCAGACCAGGCAGUGGACAGUCUCAAAGGGGUCAGGGCCCAGGAACCUGAGAGCACGACAGCCCAAAGUACAGAGACACAACACGAACCAGACUCACACAAGACAGGCUCUGGCUCUGGCUCAGGCAUGGUGCUGGUGUUUGACCACCUGUUGAAGGACGAGGGGCCUCAGCCUUUACUCAUCCAGGCCCCCAGAGAGGCCCCCAGAGAAGCCGUCAACCCAGGACCCGAUCUGCUCCCGUCCUCCCGCCAGAGAUCAGACUCCACCUCCUCUGACCGUAGCUCCAGCUCUGUCCAAUCAUGCUCCAACUUGGAUUCUGUGGGCUCUGCAUACAGGACCAGACUGGGUUCAGGGGCCUCAGACCAGAGCCAGGGGCCACUCCAGCACAGCUGUCUAGAUUCAGGAGCCUCAAACAAGAGCCACGGGUCACUCCAACGCAGCCGUUUAGAAUUAGGAGCCUCAGACAAGAGCCAGGGGUCACUCCAGCACAGCCGCUUAGACUCAGGGGAGUCAGACAAGAGCCAGGGGCCACUCCAGCGCAACCGCUUAGACUCAGGGGCCUCAGAUAAGAGCCAGGGGCCACUCCAGCGCAGCCGCCUAAAUUCAGGAGCCUCAGAACACAGUGUGGGCUCCGUGUCCCAGACAAGCACCAGGCUGGAGUUAGACCCCUCGGACUCUGGACCCCGUUCCAGACUGGACUCAGGGGCCUCAGAGUGCAGUGCCAACGUGUGUUCAGAUGAGAAGGGCCCCUUUGAGGAGCCCACACCUGUGACCAAUGGCUCGGUUCACUGCACAGACUUGGAGGGAGAGAGCAGGGGCCCCGUGCUGAGGGCCUCCAUACUGCUGGACCAGGUUGAUGGGGCCGGACUCUCCAGGCAGGGGCCAAAAACUGGACUGACCAAUGGCAGUCUGAAAGGCCGCUUGGACUUCCUUAACCAGAAGAUCACCAUCAAUAACUCCCUGAGCAACGGGAAGCCCAAAGAUGCAGUCCUGGAACACUUCACCCGCACAAACUCUGUACGGGACAGGCUGCGCAAAUACACCGAGACCACCCAGAGCCAGAGUGCCCCCUACAGGAACACCCUUACCCCCAGGACCACCUCCACUACCUCUCACACAUCCACCGACAGGACAGCCCAGAGAGCAAGCCCAACUGCAGAGCAUGUGUCCUCCACCAGCCAAUCAGAGCUGUUGGGGGGCGGGACCAGGCCGGCUGGAGAAAAGCAUGGGGCAGAGGAGGAGCAGGCUCCAGGGAGCAGAACAGAGGCAGACAUGAAGACGUUCCUGACCAUUGAGAUCAAGGAUGGGCGCUCAGGCGGCUCCCAGGGGCCCCCCAGGAACACCCCAGUACCCCUCUCCAACAUGGGGGCCCUCAGCAGCAUCAAUCCCAGUGAUCUAGGCCAGAGAACAGAACUGACCCUGGGUCUCGGAGCAACUCCAUUUAAGAUCUCUAGCUCCACCUUCUCCUCUGCCCCCUCCAUCAAGAUUGGGACCGAGCCGAUCAUGGCCUCAGAGCCUGUGUUCUCAGCCUCUUCCUCGGUACAGGUGGGAUGUCCCGCUUCAGACAUCCCCAAUGGCUCCAGUGCCCUGCCUCCUGCCACGCCCACAGCCAUGUCCACAGCCAAACCAGAGGAGCGCCCAGGCAAAGUGACCCCCGAGACACUGGCCGCCAUCGAGGACGAGGAGCUGCUUGACAAAAUGCUGGAUGAGUCCAAAGAUUUUGAGGAGAGAAAGCUGAUCCGUGCUGCCAUGAGGGACCUGAGGAAGAGAAAGAGAGAAGCCAUGCUGGGCUGCACUCAGGAGGAGAAGGACCAAAGGGACAAGGAGAGGGAGAGCCGCCUGCAGGAGCUCCGCCAGCAGAAAGACCAGAAGACUGCAUCCAGGGGGGGGGCGGGGACAGGGGAGGUGGUCAUCAGGAAGCUGGAGAAGUCCGCCGACGGGAACACACUCAGCCAAGUUACCAAGACGGAGCGAUUCGCGCAGUCUGAUGAUGGGAGCAGGUCCAGUUGCAGCACAAUGGUUGAGACCAGUUAUGUCCAGAAAACAGACAGAGGAACUGUCCAGUCGAAAUCCUACAGCUAUUCUUCCUCCUCAUCCUCCUCUACCUCUAUGUCCUCCAACACUAAGAAAGUGGGCAGUGUGUUUGACCGCGAGGAUGACAGUCUAUCCCGGGGUGGAAGUCUCGCUGCGAUGGAGAGGAGGCAGGCGGAGAGGAGGAAGGAGCUGAUGAGGGCUCAGACCAUGCCCAAGUCCUCUAUGCAGGCGCGUAAGGCUAUGAUGGAGAGGCUGGACAAGGACGCUGCAGCUGGCUCUGGAGGUCCAGCUGUAGUGAAGAUCAACAGGGUCCAACGCUCCACCAGCUUCGGAGUCCCAAACGCCAACUCCAUCAAACAGAUGCUUCUGGACUGGUGCCGGGCCAAGACUCGCUCCUACGAGCAUGUGGACAUCCACAACUUUUCGUCCAGCUGGAGCAACGGUAUGGCUUUCUGCGCUCUGGUUCACCACUUCUUCCCAGAGGCGUUCGACUACAGCUCCCUCAACCCCUCGGAACGCAGACACAAUUUCGACUUGGCCUUCUCCACGGCAGAGACAUAUGCUAAGUGCAUGCCUCUGCUGGAGGUGGAGGACAUGAUGAUCAUGGGGAACAAGCCAGACUCUAAGUGUGUCUUCACCUAUGUCCAGUCUCUGGUCAACCACCUGCGCCGUGUGGAGAUGUCCCGGGGGCUGCCCUCUGACCUUUGACCCCUCACUCCUCACCUCUGUGCCGGGCACACUCCAGGAUCCAAAGUUUAAAUUACACUAAAGCUUUGAGUGCUUUAACAUAUUCAUUUUGCAGUGUGACAAAUAUAUAAAAAGUCCCAAUGACUUGAAUUCACUAUAUUUAAUAAUAAUAAC